GCCCUGGGUCCCCGAGCCCCGCGCUCUGAGCCCSGGCCUGGGGCCGAGGAUGCUGAUGCCGAGGUGGCGCCCAGGGCGCGGCGAGUGACAGCGCUGAAAGUUGGGUGGCCCGCGGGGAGCGGCGCGGGACGGCCUGGAGGCGCCGAGACCCCGAGACCCCACGCCCAGACCGACCGGCAGCCGGCGAGGGGGCGCGGGCCGGCCGGCCGAGAUCGCGGGCCGGGGGCGSCGGGACGCCCCUCUCCCCUCCCGGACGCCGCCCGCAGGACUGCGCCGGGGGAUGUAGCGCCCGCUUGCCGCCUCCCGGACACUCGUCGGACCCUCAGCCCCGCGGCCCUGCCUCUUCCCAGGUGACCACGCCGGCCUCAGGACAUGCACGGGCACAGCCGCAACGGGCAGGCCCACGUGCCCCGGCGGAAGCGCCGCAACCGCUUCGUCAAGAAGAACGGCCAAUGCAACGUCUACUUCGCCAACCUGAGCAACAAGUCGCAGCGCUACAUGGCGGACAUCUUCACCACCUGCGUGGACACGCGCUGGCGCUACAUGCUCAUGAUCUUCUCCGCGGCCUUCCUCGUCUCCUGGCUCUUUUUUGGCCUCCUCUUCUGGUGCAUCGCCUUCUUCCACGGUGACCUGGAGGCCAGCCCCGUGGUGCCUGCGACCGGGGGCCCGGCGGGCAAUGGCGGGGCGGCGCCCGCAGCCCCCAAGCCCUGCAUCAUGCACGUCAACGGCUUCCUGGGCGCCUUCCUGUUCUCGGUGGAGACCCAGACGACCAUCGGCUACGGGUUCCGCUGCGUCACCGAGGAGUGCCCCCUGGCGGUCAUCGCCGUGGUCGUCCAGUCCAUCGUGGGCUGCGUCAUCGACUCCUUCAUGAUCGGCACCAUCAUGGCCAAGAUGGCCAGGCCCAAGAAGCGCGCGCAGACGCUGCUCUUCAGCCACCACGCGGUCAUCUCGGUGCGCGACGGCAAGCUCUGCCUGAUGUGGCGCGUGGGCAACCUGCGCAAGAGCCACAUCGUGGAGGCCCACGUGCGGGCGCAGCUCAUCAAGCCCUACAUGACCCAGGAGGGCGAGUACCUGCCGCUGGACCAGCGGGACCUCAACGUGGGCUACGAYAUCGGUCUGGACCGCAUCUUCCUGGUGUCGCCAAUCAUCAUCGUCCACGAGAUCGACGAGGACAGUCCACUCUACGGCAUGGGCAAGGAGGAGCUGGAGUCCGAGGACUUCGAGAUCGUGGUCAUCCUCGAGGGCAUGGUGGAGGCCACGGCCAUGACCACCCAGGCCCGCAGCUCCUACCUGGCCAGUGAGAUCCUGUGGGGCCACCGCUUCGAGCCCGUGGUCUUCGAGGAGAAGAGCCACUACAAGGUGGACUACUCGCGCUUCCACAAGACCUACGAGGUGGCCGGCACGCCGUGCUGCUCCGCCAGGGAGCUGCAGGAGAGCAAGAUCACCGUGCUGCCCGCGCCGCCGCCCCCGCCCAGUGCCUUCUGCUAYGAGAACGAGCUGGCCCUCAUGAGCCAGGAGGAAGAGGAGAUGGAGGAGGAGGCCGCCGCCGCGGCCGCCGCUGUGGCUGCAGGCCUGGGCCUGGAGGCGGGCUCCAAGGACGAGGCAGGCAUCAUCCGGAUGCUGGAGUUUGGUAGCCACCUGGACCUGGAGCGCAUGCAGUCCACCCUCCCGCUGGACAAUAUCUCCUACCGCAGGGAGUCUGCCAUCUGACCUCCAGCCCUGCCCUCUYGCUCCUGCAAGAGCCUCUGCCUGAGGGUGGGCUGCCAGACACCUCCCCACGCUCAGGACAGAGCUGACCCUGGCUCCGUGGACCUUCUGGAGGAAGGUGGGGGCUUCAGAGACGGUGGGACCCCUUCCUGCUGACUGCAGAGCCCAGCCUGGGAAGGGCCCCCGCACUAGGCCCGGUGGGCUGGAGCUCCCCAGUGCCUACCACAGGUGGCUCUGGGCCCCGCCCCUCCACCCUUCCCCCGACCCUUCAAGGACACGCCCCCUCUGCUCUCAGAACCUUGGGGAAGGUGGCUGGACCGCUGGGGGGUGGGCACCGUSGGGUUGGGGAGGGCAGGUGUGGGGCUGGGGAGGGGGGAGGGGCGUUUCUUUUGCAUGACUGUGGCCGUGCUCAUGACUUUCUUUUGUAAAUAUCCAUGAAGAGAGCGGGAUGGAGGCCCCAAA
Urocitellus parryii (Arctic ground squirrel) is the source of this 2169-nucleotide messenger RNA. It is a transcript of the gene Kcnj4, whose product is annotated as potassium inwardly rectifying channel subfamily J member 4. Gene Ontology annotation, molecular function: inward rectifier potassium channel activity. Gene Ontology annotation, cellular component: plasma membrane. The record is from RefSeq and is a predicted model, not a curated record. Gene Ontology annotation, biological process: regulation of monoatomic ion transmembrane transport; potassium ion import across plasma membrane. Lineage: Eukaryota; Metazoa; Chordata; Mammalia; Rodentia; Sciuridae.